Messenger RNA from Brenthis ino (lesser marbled fritillary), 318 nucleotides. The record is from the annotation of a GenBank genome assembly. NCBI's taxonomy places the organism in Eukaryota, Metazoa, Arthropoda, Insecta, Lepidoptera, Nymphalidae.
AUGACAAAACCAGCUCCGAUUAUUAUAGGUUUUAAGACUUCAGGCACUAAAAGUCGGGACGAAUGGUUAGCCAACAGGCGUAAGCUCAAGGAAUUAAACAGCAGCGCGAUCACCGGCGGAUCUCAACGUAAUAAAAUUUUUAUUAACGAAGAUUUAACCAAAACAUCACGAGAGCUGCUGUGGAAUGCCAAGACACAGCUGAAGGAAAGAUUUAAAUUCAUCUGGGUAAAUAACGGCAAGAUCUUAGUGAAAAAAGCUGACGGAGAUAAAUCUGUGUGGGUCAGGUCAGAUGGCGAUAUUCGCGAACUGCUCAAAAAG